UAAAGAUACACGAGGUUCUCCAAACACUAACCCAGGCACCAACUCUCCGUCAUCCACAAAGGCCCGGAACACAUCUAAGAAUGGGAAGAACUUCCACUACAUCACCAUUCUCCGAGACCCAGUGUCCCGAUACUUGAGUGAGUGGAGGCAUGUUCAGAGAGGGGCAACGUGGAAAGCAUCCCUGCAUGUCUGCGACGGAAGGCCCCCGACCUCUGAAGAGCUGCCCAGCUGCUACACUGGUGACGACUGGUCUGGCUGCCCCCUCAAAGAGUUCAUGGACUGUCCCUAUAAUCUAGCCAACAACCGCCAGGUGCGCAUGCUGUCUGACCUGACCCUAGUGGGCUGCUACAACCUUUCUGUCAUGCCCGAAAAGCAAAGAAACAAGGUCCUUCUGGAAAGUGCCAAAUCCAAUCUGAAGCACAUGGCGUUCUUUGGCCUUACAGAGUUUCAGCGGAAGACCCAAUAUCUGUUUGAGAAAACCUUCAACAUGAACUUUAUUUCGCCGUUUAUCCAAUAUAAUACCACUAGGGCUUCUAGUGUAGAGAUCAGUGAGGAAACCCAAAAGCGUAUUGAGGGACUGAAUUUUCUGGAUAUGGAAUUGUACAGCUAUGCCAAAGACCUCUUUUUGCAAAGGUAUCAGUUUAUGAGGCAGAAGGAGCAUCAGGAGGCCAGGCAGAAGCGUCAGGAACAACGCAAAUUUCUGAAAGGCAGGUUCCUUCAGACCCAUUUCCAGAGCCAGAGUCAGGGCCAGAUCCAGAAUCUGAGUCAGAAUGAGAGUCAGAACCCAAAUCCGAAUGCCAAUCAUAAUCUGACUCAGAAUCUGAUUCAGAAUCGGACUCAGAAUCUGAUUCAGAAUCGGACUCAGAGUUCAAGUUUGAAUGUGAGCCAGAAGGAGAACAGGGAAAGCCAGAAGCAGAAUCCAGGCCAAGAGCAGAAUGACAGCAACACCAGCAAUGGCACCAAUGACUACAUAGGCAGUGUAGAGAAAUGGCGCUAAAUGGCUCAGAAGGGCGCCACGAAAAAGAUGGCCUAUCUUAAAAGAUAUAAAAGUGUCCAAACCCUUAGGAAACCCUGCUUCCUUAAUUUGGGGAGUUAAAAAGUUUAGAUGUUGCCUUUACAGUUGCCUUUCAAUUCAGUGUUAUACUGUGUGUGGGUAAAGCCAAUCUCAACAUAGAAUUAAAUUGUCUUUUUUUAGUUGAACUAUUUAUGAAAUCCAAAAGCCAAACCAGACUCACCAGAAAUUGCUGUUUAGAUUUAUUAAGAAGUUCUUAAAUUAGUUAUGGAGACAAAAUGAAAAGGUAAAAUGUGACCAUUUAAUUUAUGGCUCAGAAAUGGACUUGAACAUAUUUAGGAUACGCUGUUAAAACCCAAUCUUGGAAACAAACCUUUUUUCUAGGGGUAAGCAUACGUAUAAACAAAAAAUGACUAAAAUGAAACACAAAACCUUUGUUUGUUUCCCUGGUUUUUAACAAGGAAUCUAUUUAAAUAGAAUAACAAUGCAUGAUAAAUUUUACCAAACUACAGAAAAUGAAAAAAAUCCUCUCCCAAACAUGGGUUGUUUUGUGUAAAAAUUAUUGGCUUUUCAAAGUAGAACAGGACUCAUAUCUUGUUAUUCAGGAGAUGUUGAAAAUUUUAAACUUUUUCUACCUUCUGCCGUCUAAAGGUUUGAAACAGGGUGUAUCUCAUAUUAAAACACUUUUUUUUUUCCUCCAAAUGGAAUACCAAUGUCAAGAUCGGAUUUCCAGACGCUUGCAGGGCACUGUAAUUUCAACAAUUCUGGAAUCUUUUGGGCGCUGCUUCUCAUUCAUUUUAAGCUUCUCCAAGUUGUGCUCAUUCCAAACUAACCCGUGUAUAGAAUCUUUCUUCAUCAUCUAAAUGGUGUGUUGCUGAAUUUAUUGUGGUAUAUAAUCCUGGAUUAAAGUCAGGACUUUCUUUCUAUAGAAUUGUCUUAUCCAUGUUUGUAUAGUGAGGUCCUUAUCAAGAAACUCUUGAACAGGAUAAUGUGUCUAAAAAUAUUGCUGAAGUUAUUCUUGAUCAGAUAAAAUUGAACCUGAAUGUGAACUGUUAUUUACUUUUUGUACAUCUUUAUUGUAAUGUUUCCAGUUGGGCUGGUUAUUUCUAAUCCAUUAGUUCUUUUUCAUGUUGACAGAUUUGUAGACAAUUAUAAGAGAGGAAAAAAAAGGUAAAAUAAACAUUAUAAUAGCCAGUGUUAUUCAAUAACACCAAAAGCUGUACCUAGAUACUUUGGGUUAACCCUUCCACCAGGUUUUGACUUCAGAAAGAACAAAAGUACAGAGUGUCCUGCAGUGAGGUUAAGUAUCAGGAACACAUGAGUUGAGGAGAUGGAUUUCGUAGAGUAUG
Messenger RNA from Galeopterus variegatus (Sunda flying lemur), 2361 nucleotides. RefSeq names its product heparan sulfate 6-O-sulfotransferase 2 (gene HS6ST2). Lineage: Eukaryota; Metazoa; Chordata; Mammalia; Dermoptera; Cynocephalidae. The record is from RefSeq and is a predicted model, not a curated record. The transcript is spliced from 2 exons. The annotation marks the transcript as partial. Gene Ontology annotation, molecular function: heparan sulfate 6-sulfotransferase activity. Gene Ontology annotation, cellular component: membrane.